GGAAGAUCAACCGCGGCUCGCUGUUCGUCUGACGUGUAGUAGAGUCGGUGUAGUGUUGACGUGUCUCUAAAGCGCUCUCCUCAGUCCCUUCAGCCCUCUCGCUUCUCUCUUUCUCUUUCACCGGGCGGCGGAGCGCACCGGCAGCGCUGGACUGUCCGUUUACAGCUCACAGAGACUUCAGAUAGUGACCGUGAUUUCAGGAGACCGUCACCAUGGGGAUUAAGUUCUUAGAGGUUAUAAAACCGUUUUGUGCGGUUUUGCCAGAAAUCCAGAAACCAGAAAGAAAGAUCCAGUUCAGAGAAAAAGUGCUAUGGACUGCCAUCACAUUGUUCAUCUUUCUUGUUUGCUGUCAGAUCCCACUGUUUGGGAUCAUGUCUUCAGACUCCGCAGAUCCAUUCUACUGGAUGAGAGUCAUCUUGGCAUCCAACAGAGGUACUCUGAUGGAGUUGGGUAUCUCUCCCAUUGUGACCUCUGGUCUGAUCAUGCAGCUGCUGGCUGGAGCUAAAAUCAUUGAGGUUGGAGACACCCCUAAAGACAGAGCGCUUUUCAAUGGAGCCCAGAAAUUGUUUGGUAUGAUCAUCACCAUUGGCCAGGCUAUUGUGUACGUCAUGACUGGAAUGUAUGGUGACCCUUCAGAGAUGGGUGCUGGCAUCUGUCUGCUGAUCAUCAUUCAGUUGUUUGUGGCCGGUCUGAUCGUGUUGCUGCUGGAUGAGUUGCUGCAGAAAGGUUACGGUUUGGGCUCUGGUAUCUCUCUCUUCAUCGCCACCAACAUCUGUGAGACAAUCGUAUGGAAGGCGUUCAGCCCAACCACAGUCAACACAGGCAGAGGUACUGAGUUUGAAGGAGCCAUUAUUGCUCUGUUCCACCUGUUGGCCACUCGUACCGAUAAAGUCCGAGCACUGAGAGAGGCCUUCUACAGACAGAACCUGCCCAACCUCAUGAACCUCAUCUCUACAGUUUUCGUCUUUGCUGUAGUCAUAUACUUCCAGGGCUUCAGAGUUGACCUGCCCAUCAAAUCUGCACGUUACCGUGGCCAGUACAACACAUAUCCCAUCAAGCUGUUCUACACCUCCAACAUUCCCAUCAUCCUGCAGUCUGCUCUGGUCUCUAACCUGUACGUCAUUUCUCAGAUGCUCUCCACCCGCUUCAGUGGAAAUUUCCUGGUCAACCUACUAGGGACUUGGUCUGAUGCCACAUCCGGUGGUCCAGCUCGUGCCUACCCUGUUGGUGGUCUGUGUUACUAUCUGUCUCCUCCGGAGUCAUUUGGUUCUGUGCUUGAAGACCCAGUCCAUGCAGUGAUCUACAUUGUAUUCAUGCUGGGAUCCUGUGCCUUCUUUUCUAAGACCUGGAUUGAAGUUUCUGGAUCAUCUGCCAAAGAUGUGGCCAAGCAGCUGAAAGAACAGCAGAUGGUGAUGAGGGGACACAGAGAGACCUCCAUGGUUCAUGAACUCAACAGGUACAUCCCAACAGCGGCUGCAUUUGGUGGACUGUGUAUCGGAGGCCUUUCAGUAAUGGCUGACUUCCUGGGUGCCAUCGGCUCUGGAACAGGAAUCCUGUUGGCUGUUACCAUCAUCUAUCAGUACUUUGAAAUAUUUGUUAAGGAACAGAGUGAAAUUGGCAGCAUGGGAGCGCUACUCUUCUAAAAA
Cyprinus carpio (common carp) is the source of this 1646-nucleotide messenger RNA. RefSeq names its product protein transport protein Sec61 subunit alpha-like 1. Gene Ontology annotation, molecular function: transmembrane protein transporter activity; ribosome binding; signal sequence receptor activity. NCBI's taxonomy places the organism in Eukaryota, Metazoa, Chordata, Actinopteri, Cypriniformes, Cyprinidae. Gene Ontology annotation, cellular component: membrane; Sec61 translocon complex. The record is from RefSeq and is a predicted model, not a curated record. Gene Ontology annotation, biological process: post-translational protein targeting to membrane, translocation; SRP-dependent cotranslational protein targeting to membrane, translocation.